Molecule: messenger RNA, 426 nt
Organism: Rotaria socialis
Lineage: Eukaryota; Metazoa; Rotifera; Eurotatoria; Philodinida; Philodinidae
Source: the annotation of a GenBank genome assembly
AUGCCGAUCUCAAGUGGUUUUUCACAAGCUCUAAACCCAAAUUAUUAUAUACGUAAGCCUGGUAAAACGGAACUUUUAGACGAAGCAAUCUAUUACAAGCGUGAUAUACCUUUUGAACGGCCUGUUGAGGUUAUCCAUCGACCAGUUGUCAAAGAAACUGUUUUUAUGCCCGAUCGUAAGCCGCCUCCGUUAGCCAAUACACGAGAUAUGUAUACAGUCUAUCCUGAACCGGAAACAACAGUGUAUACAACAACAUCAUCGACCGCACCUCCUUCCACUUCAUUCAGUCUCGUUCGAGCUUUAGCAUUGAAUGCUGAUUGUCCAUGUUGGGCAUGGAUAUUUAUUAUUUUUGGGUUUAUCUUAUUACUUGCCCUAAUUGGUAUGUGUUUGUAUUUUAUUCUUGAACGUGAAGGAUAUCUCGAAUAA